AUGUUCAAUUUCACUGGGUCGACCAAUCGUAGAAAUGUCAACCUCGGAGAGCGCAGAAGAAGCCGCGGCGGCUCUUUUUUGCAACAGACCCAUCGCGAGCAACAGAAACGUGAAGAACUGCGGCUGAAAGAGCGUGCUUCGGCCGUUAUUCAGGGAUAUGUGAGGCAGUUUCUUGCACUUCGGCAAAUCGGCAACGGAAUGGUCCGAGAAUGGAACGAAAUGGCAGGAGCCGAUGUCAAUUGGCUGCGGUGGUGCUCAAUGUUUGCGUUUAUUGCAAAAAAUGCAGACAAAGAGGUCGUGGAGAAGCUUUUUCCUCGAUUCACUGCCGGAAUCGAACACCUGCAAAACCAGCUAGAUGGCUAUAGUGUGGCUGUUCUGGCCCGGGCUAUACGUGAUGCUUUUCAACGUCACAUUGAUCCUGUAGUGCUCUUGCGGUGUCUAGCGACACUUCUAGAUCGAUACACACUCCCUACAGAAUACACCAAGGCGGUUGCGGGUCUUUCCAAGAGUGUUACUGCUUGUAUGGAUCCGGAAAACUAUCGCGAUGUGGUCCGGUUGAUUUUCAAGAUCAAUGCAGUUGAAUCCCCGCUGGAAUUCCCUCUCUUUUUAGCAUCUAUACCGCCAGAAUAUGUAUUCAGUGAACCUUCCAUGGUCCAUUUGGCCAGGGAGUGCCUCAGCACAUCGAAGGCCAUAACCGAAAUAGUACAAUUGAGCGCUGAGCAGAAAAUCUCGCUCGUGGCAAACAUAGUCCGGAUUCUCGGUGCCUCUUUUGUGGCCGAUGAUUGCAGACCCUUGGGUUUGAUCUUGGCUCAAAUGGACUUCACAAUCCGCUUCGCCGAAGAUACCAAAAAAGCUCUUAAACACGGGGACAAGCAAGAAUUCAGCGCGGGUGGAGCCAUGGCUACUUCCUUGCGUCUACUUGGUGAGAAUCCCCUUGUCUCUAAAGCCAUUGACCAGCUUCUGAUGAGAGAUCCAUCGCCGCUCUUACCCCAUGUCAUGCGAGUAUUUCCUGAUCUUAGGCUCAAGUUGUGUAUGGUAUGCACGAUACGUUCUGGCUUAUUGAGAUCUGUCUACGACCAGUUGACCUCUUGUCCUGAAUAUGCCGCAUUAUUCCAAUUUGAACUCGAUUCCAACAUAGCACUGUCCACAGGGAUAACAUUCUCGAAUGAUGAGAAUUUCACCAAUCUCCUCUUCUUUUACUGCAAUCUUCUUUCAUACUGGCUUACUGUAACGACUGAUACUGAGAGCUUCGACCCAUCAAGCUUCCUGGCUCAAGCCGCCGAAAAUUUCACGCGAUUUCUCAAGAUCGAGGUGCUUCUCUUGGUUUUGAGACUGAAUUUAUUCCCAUGGACACCCAGCACAAUUCUGCAACAACGAGAAAUAUCUAUAAUGGUACUCAAUCAGCUUUACAUGAAGAACCUCCGAGUCAAAUUUCUCCCUGAAAACUUCUGGAUUGUGAAGAACCUCGGCUUGAAUACAAAAACCAUGAUUGCCCUUUUGGAGGCCGAACAGAAACGUAUUGAGGAUGAAGAGGACCUACUGUCUGAUGAUGAGGGGGAAGCAAAGGAAAAUGCGAAGCCAAGCCUCAAAUUCAGGAAAAUUUCGCCUACAAAAACAGCGCCUGUGGUAGAGAUUCUAAAAACACUUCCAUUUUUUGUUAAUUUCACCGAGAGAGUGGAGGUUUUUCGAGGUCUUGUCGCCAAUGAAAAGGAAAGAAUCCAGCAGAAUCCAGAAAUGCCACUCUUCACACACGAUCCACAUUUCAAUAACUUGAGUGCUGAUAUACGCCGUGAGUUUCUACUUGAAGAUGCAUUCGAUGCAUUCCAUAACGUGGGAGAUAAGUUCAAGCAUCAGUUGAGAGUCACCUUUUUCAACGAAUUUGGCGUGGAGGCGGGCAUUGACGGAGGAGGAAUCACAAAAGAGUUUUUGACUGCCCUUGUUAUGAAUGCGUUCGAUCCUGAAAACGAAUUGGCUCUUUUCAAACAGACCGACCAAUACAAUCUAUACCCAAAUCCAGACAUCUACCUUAAGUUAAUCAAGUCAAUUGACAAGCAGGAACAGGCGAAGAGAUUGGCAUAUAUGCGGUUCAUGGGCAUGGCGAUUGGGAAAUGCUUGUUCGAGGGGAUUUUGAUCGAGUUUCGGUUCGCCCAUUUUUUCUUAUCCAAAUGGCGUAUAGCCCAAAGUGGGACCAAAAGCUCUGUUGAUGACUUGGCAUAUCUCGACGGCAAUUUUUCGCGAAACCUUAUGAAGCUCAUGGACAUGAGUGCUGAGCAAAUUUCGACUCUAGACCUCAACUUCGAGAUCGACGAGAAAAUCGAUGGAGAUGUGUACAAAUUCCCAUUGGGAACCCCGACGGAAGCUGAGCAAACAGUAACGGCUGGCAAUAGACUUCGGUACAUACACCAGGUGGCAAACUUCAAGCUCAAUCAGUGUAUCCAAGUCCAAACUGGUCAGUUUCUCAAAGGUCUCUUCCACCUAAUCAAGCCGAACUGGCUCAAUAUGUUCGACCCCUUUGAACUUCAGAUGCUUAUCAGUGGCACUAGCGACAUCAAUCUCCAAGAUUGGAAAGAGCACGUCAACUACGGAGGAUACUGGGAAACAGACCUCACCAUCCGGCUCUUCUGGGAGGUCGUGGAAGAAAUGAGCGCCGAGGAUCAACAAGCGCUAGUUAGAUUUGUCACCUCUGCAUCUAGAGCGCCGCUCUUGGGUUUUGCAGCUCUUGACCCCAAAUUCGGCAUUUCUCGAGUUCCAGACCACACACGUCUCCCCACCGCCUCCACCUGCGCCAAUCUCCUCAAAUUACCGCAAUACCAGCUGAAAUCCGAACUCCGCGAAAAAUUGCUCUAUUCAAUUCACGCCAAUAGUGGCUUCGACUUAUCUUAG
Messenger RNA from Australozyma saopauloensis, 2883 nucleotides. RefSeq names its product ubiquitin-ubiquitin ligase. Gene Ontology annotation, molecular function: ubiquitin protein ligase activity. The record is from RefSeq and is a predicted model, not a curated record. The coding region runs from base 1 to 2883 and encodes 960 amino acids. The transcript has a single exon. Gene Ontology annotation, biological process: ubiquitin-dependent protein catabolic process; protein polyubiquitination. Lineage: Eukaryota; Fungi; Ascomycota; Pichiomycetes; Serinales; Metschnikowiaceae.